UUCACCGGAAGUUGCAUGUUUGCAAGAAGCAGACAGAUUAUUGACAGUAAUUCGACAGAUUACUGUUGACAGAGUGGUUGUAACAAUUAGUUUGAUAUUCAUCAGUAAAUAUGUUCAAAAAAUUUGAAGACAAGGAGUGUGUAACAGGGGUGAACCAGGCCAAGUCUACAGUACAGAAGGGAAUCAGGGCAUCACUUCUAAAAAUUUAUCCACACAUCAAAGAUUACAUAGACCAGAUCGUACCAAAAAAGGGAGAUCUUAAAGUUGUCAAAUGUCGUGAGCACAUAGAAAUACUGGCCAGUGCUAAAGGAGAACCAUUGUUUUUCCGUCAUAGAGAAGACAAAUAUGUACCAGCUCUAAAGCUGUUACACAAGUUCCCCUUCCUUGCCCCACACAUGCAGGUGGAUAAAGGUGCCAUCCGUUUUGUGUUGAGUGGUGCCAACAUCAUGUGUCCUGGACUUACCUCCCCUGGAGCACGGAUGACCAAGGUUGAUGCUGACACUGUAGUCGCUAUCAUGGCUGAGGGCAAGGAGCAUGCUGUGGCUGUCGGCAUAACAAAAAUGUCAACAGAUGAAAUUUUGGAGAAAAAUAAAGGAAUCGGUGUGGAAAAUAUUCACUAUCUAAACGAUGGACUAUGGAACAUGAAGAAUGUAAAAUAACAAAACCCAUCUGAAGGAAAUAAUCUGCUUUAUAAGGAGCCUGUUGGAUGAGCGUGCCAACCUGGAGUUAGGCCCUGUAAGGUCCAACCCACCUGUGGUGUUCACAGAACCUGGUUGUUCUCUCAGAUUUUAUAAAUAAGUGACAUCAAUUAUGUUCUUGGAAGGCAUAUAUUUAUGAUGAUUAUAUUCUUACUGUCAAUUUCCAAAAAUGUAAUUGAUAUUAACUUUUACUUCUUUCACUAUCAGUAACCUUUGAGUUUGAAUGUGAAUAGAUCCCUGGAGAGAUAAAGGAGAACACAGGUGCUCUAAGUGGUUCUACUUUUCAUACAUUGGAUAAUUAUACUAAUUGUCCGAUUAACAGGUCUGCUAAAUAAACUGAUAAAUGCUGAUAAAGUUAUUUUUUAGAAGGACUGUUCAUAACAUAUGAUAUAAAAAGAUUUGUAUGAUAUGGUUGCUAAGAAAAUGUCCAUGUAUAUGUUACAUUUGUAUCAGAAGGUUUCUUAUUUUUGUUUUUAUUAGGAAAAUAACUCCUUAAUUAUGUACAUGUAAUGUGCCCUAGUGCCAACUUACUACCACAAGCUUCACCAUUACGGAAUAAUGCCACUCUUAAAAAUUUGUAUGACUAACUUAACAAUACUUUAUGACAGGUGUGCAUACCUGCUCUGAUAGCACUUAAGCAAAUGAGGAUGAAUAGACAAUAGUAGCUAUAUUUUUGUAAAGGGAGAUAACUCUAUCAAAAUCUGGGUUAUCAACACAAUUCAAUAGGCCAGACCUAUCUUUUUUUGUCAAUAUCUUAAAUUAUUAUGUUCUUGCAUCAGGUGGAGUAGUUACCAUUGAUUAUGAAUUUAAAAGGAGAGAUUAUCUGGUUUUGUUGCAAAAUGUCUAACAUAUGUCACAGAAUGGAAUUAACUAUGUCAUUCUGAAUACAAAAUCUGAUACUA
This is a messenger RNA of Mizuhopecten yessoensis (Yesso scallop), 1600 nucleotides long. RefSeq names its product malignant T-cell-amplified sequence 1 homolog. The coding region runs from base 111 to 659 and encodes 182 amino acids. The record is from RefSeq and is a predicted model, not a curated record. The transcript is spliced from 5 exons. Gene Ontology annotation, molecular function: RNA binding. Gene Ontology annotation, biological process: formation of translation preinitiation complex. NCBI's taxonomy places the organism in Eukaryota, Metazoa, Mollusca, Bivalvia, Pectinida, Pectinidae.